UGCAUUCCGUUGCUGAAGCGCGAGGUCGAACGGUGUUUGGACGCGGUCGUUCUCAAUUUAAGUGCUAGUAAGAAUCGUGAAAUGAACGAGUGGCUUAGUUGGUCCCUUCCGUAUAUUCAACUCCGGAAAGAAAUUCCAUAACUAAAUUAAAUUACUUAAUUCCGACUAAAUCAAACAAAUUUUUCGAUGGUCACGGCCAUUGUACUCAUAGAAUGUAAUCAAUAUUUAAUCAUGACAUCGAUAGAUUUUUCUUUCGAACUCCCCUAAAUAUAAGGGAAAUAAUCAGCGAAAUUGAAACUUGAAAGCUUUGGUGUAAUUAUCAUGAAAUAUUAAUGUGAGAUGAAAUUUUCAACAGCGGUGGAUAAAUGAUUCAAACGAUUCAAAAUAAAGCCAGGAAAAAUGAUAAGACGCAAGUGGUGUUGCUGCGUGGUGUACCUUCUGGGGCAAAGUAAAACAACAAGUAAAUCCGGUGAAGCGAGAGAAAUGUGUUUAUAAAAGUCAGAUAACGUACCCUGGUCCACCCACAACGUGGAGAGAUUCGGUUACUGCUUAGCUGGGAAGUGUACGAGUUCAACGCGAAGGAAAGAAAGGAGCGUUGCGAUACGGUUACUUGCUUUGAUUACAUCUCACGACCAGUUAGAUAUGACUGCAUCUAUUCCAGUAGAGCACCCUAAAGGGAUGAAACAUUGAAAGCUCCGGAAGAGGUCAGCUUAUGUCGCAGCAGUUCACGUAGGACAUGUUGUGUCGAAGAAUGCGUUUAACCGAACGCCAUAUCCAGCCACCACGUGAGCCCAAUGAAGGACCAAUCAUUCGACCUUGCACUGCGCGGAAAUUAGACGGAAUCGACCGAGAUUCAACGCUUUACCCGGUCGGACAUCAUGGGAGAAAGUCGGCCGAAACUAACAAGAUUCCGCUGAUGAUUGUCAAUUUAAAUAUUCCUCCAGGGACGAAAACUUUAGCUCCAAAGAAUCUCAAAAGCCCCCGUAAAUUACCUCCUUUUUGCGUGCAACAUCAACAUUUGGCCAAAGCCUUUGGUUUCCAUCAAUCCAACGCAGUCGCUGAUGAAUCGUCGGCUAAUCAGAGCACAAUACCACGAAUAUUCAUUCAAGGAUUUGAAAUUCAGGAUAAAAAAAUGACCCCUCUUAAGUCUCGACAAACCCUUGAAUGUAAUAUUCGACCUAUAACAGAAAACGACGAAGAUAGUUUUACCAAUAUUUUGUUGGAUAAUAUCUCCAACAUAUCCCUAGAUAUGAUCAAUAGGCAUCAGAAAAAACUAUUUGGAACAUCAAAAUAUCCUCAAAUAGCUGACAAAACAUGUAAACCGUUGGAGCGCUCACCGUUUCUCAAUCUAGAUUCAUACGAAAUAGACGAAUAUGAACAAUACCCAGAUAAAUCCGAUGAAGUCAGAGAAGACUCACCACCAUUGUCUAUACCGCUUGGAUACAGAUCGCUUUGUUAUCGUACAUCCAGUCCCAAUACGAGACAAGUGAUACGAGUUAACGUUACCAUGAGUAAAGAAAGAAGCUUGAGCGAAAAUUUGCCCGUUAAUCGUUGAUUAAAAAGAAGAUAGCAUUUAAUAAGUUUUAACUUUUCCUUAAUUGUGGUUAAGACAAAACCAUAAAACAAUCAAAAGUUGCGUAAGGAAUAUAUAGAUGUUAUGAGCAAAUAUGUUUUGGUUAAAUGCAUAAUUUAAUUAGUCAGAGUUUAUUUAUUCUAUAUUAAAAUGUACGUCACUACUUCAUAUCUACAAGCAGAAAACAAUAUUGCUUAGGCUAACAUGAAAGGUCACAAAUUGAAAAGGUUAUGUUAGUUUAUACCCAACAAAACUUUAAAGUUUUAUACAAAUUUUUAAAUAAAAUUUUAGCGACAGAAUCCUCUAGUGAUAAAUUUGAAAAUAUUGGUAAUAUGAGAAAGGCUCGAUUACUCCACUAAACAGCUACAAUUUUUCUGUGUGUACAAGACACCUUUAUUCUCAAUGCACCUAUCACAUAUGAAAUUCGUAUGAACGCUGUAAGAUAUGUUUGAAAUAAUAUUGAAACACGCAAACAAAUUUCAGUUGUUUCAAACCGAGAUUUCACAGAUUGAAACAAAACAUGCUUUCUCUAAUGUAGAAUAUUGUUUCACACAAAUGUUGGUUGUCUCAAAAAAGCAUUGGUUGAACCAAAGCAGAAUUGUUCAAUAAAAGGAAUUUGCUAGAAUUCCUCUUAAUUCAUUUAUGUUUACAAUAUUUUUUCUGUGUAUGCAAUGAAAUAUGUGAUAAGUGUAUAGCGGUCAGUAACGUUUCAUAAGUUAAAUAAUGUCAAAAAUUCAAAAGCUAGCUAAUCGGAAGAUAGGAAAGAAACGUACGUAUUGAACAGCAAAAUGAAUAUUUUUCGUUUUUUAAUACCUAUUGCAGUUAGAGUAUCUGUUAUUACGUGAAAAUAUUGUGUAUGUCACUUUAGUAUGGUUGGAUACUGUAUGGGAUUCUCUGCUUGCAAUAAUAUUGAUGUAUAUUUUAUGAUUAUAGGUUCAGUAGUAGGAGUUGUCAUAUAAUAAGUUGAUUCGAUUUUCAAUCAAAAUCGCGUACUCAACUGCUUACGUAAAAAUAAAACAUUCUAACAGCUUCAGACUAGAGACUUUUUUUAGAUUGAAGGCAAUAGAAUAACGCAUUACAUACCAUUAUUUAAUUACAUUUAACAGUUCUCGAUUCCAGUUCCGUAUUACUUCUUUCUAAUAAUAGUAUCAAAUAUAGUUAGACUGGUAACACUUAUCCAUGAUAUCUAUCAGCUUCUAAGACUUAUUAACACAAAAACUAUAAACAACGACAUAUCAUGUCAAUCAAAAUUUCAGAAUUUGUGUAAAAAAUCAAAAUUCAAAAUGAACAUAUUUUAUCUCUACCUACCAUUUGAUUGCAAAAGUGUCAGCGACACAUGUGUUUUGGAUAAAACUAAACGAUUUUUUUAAAUUCAAUAUUUCUUAUAAAAUUUUAGCUGUCCGUACGAUAUGUGGCUCUCCAAGUAGCUGUUACAAUUAGUAGUGCAUACGCCGGCUCCAUGUAAUGUAUUCCAUCUGCAUAUGCCAUAGAUAGUCUCCAGCACCUAAGGGCGCGUUGAUCCUCCUCCAACAUUGUCCAAGUCUCGUGGCAGCAUUGAGAACAACCCCUCUAAUGAGCGUUUUGUAGACGGCAAUUUCGCACACUGGCGUGCUUCACUCGAACGAAGGGUUUUUCUGUGUCCAAAAUACGAACGAUAUCCUGUCAAAAUACAUGAAAUUUUUGUGGUGGGAGACGUAGUGUUUCUUUUUUAGAAUCUCUUCGUCUCAUGUAUUUUGUUUUCGACGCAUUUAUAGCUGGUCCGAUACGCCUAGCUUCGGAUUUCCAUCAUCUUCAAUAGAACUUCCGUGUAUUAUUUACACGGUACAGCCACUCAUUACCCGCUAUCCACGCCUUCUGUCCCGUCCAACAAAGUUUCUGUAGUGCUACGACUUCGAUCUUUGAGAGUUUAUUCAACUCUGCCUGCCGUCGACCCAGUCAACGCCGGUCAUCAUAAGACACACGUGUGGGUACCAGAUAGGGACUUGUGAGAGGCGACUCACCACAACUGAAAUAUUUCUUAAACAGAUUGUAACAAAACGACAGUAACACGAUUGCAGCCUUUAUCUAAAAAGUCCAUAACUAAUAAUAAUCAACUAAUAAUCGAAAGAAAUGUUUACAAAAUAGGAUAGUUUAUUUUGAGGAUAUGAUGUGUAUGUUUUUAUUCAAUCAUUGAAGGUCUUUUAAACUGUAUGAUACCUGUUUAUCGUUAUACAA
Molecule: messenger RNA, 3787 nt
Organism: Malaya genurostris
Lineage: Eukaryota; Metazoa; Arthropoda; Insecta; Diptera; Culicidae
Exons: 5
Coding region: 737-1555 (272 amino acids)
Source: RefSeq, a predicted model, not a curated record